Molecule: messenger RNA, 1734 nt
Organism: Hevea brasiliensis (rubber tree)
Lineage: Eukaryota; Viridiplantae; Streptophyta; Magnoliopsida; Malpighiales; Euphorbiaceae
Product: scopoletin glucosyltransferase-like
Exons: 1
Coding region: 98-1540 (480 amino acids)
Molecular function (GO): UDP-glycosyltransferase activity
Source: RefSeq, a predicted model, not a curated record
UUGCUACCGCUCUUGAUUGGGAAGAUACUUCCUAUCCAACCCCAUAUAAAAUUUUUAGCUUCAUAAGCUUUCAAUUAGAUCAUCCUUGCAAGAUCUAAUGGACAGUGAACAAAGCCAUGAUCUUCAUAUUUUCUUCUUGCCAUUUAUGGCUCACAGCCAUACUAUUCCACUCAUAGACAUGGCCAAGUUAUUUGCUUCACGAGGCAUAAGGGUAAGUGUAAUCACCACGCCUGUUAACGCUCCUGGUUUAUCCAAAUCGAUAGAGAGAAGUAGACUUUUGGGUCACGAAAUUGAAAUUCUUAUUGUUAAAUUCCCUUGCAUGGAGGCUGGUUUGCCAGAAGGAUGCGAGCUAUUGGACUUGGUUCAUUCACUUGAAAUGGGGCGAAUUUUCAUCGAGGCCACCACCAUGCUUGUUCAACCAAUCGAACGCCUAUUGGAAGAGUAUCGUCCCAACUGUCUAGUUGCAGACGGUUUCUUUCCCUGGUCAACUGAAGUUGCAUCUAAAUAUGGAAUUCCAAGAAUUGUUUUCAAUGGAACGUGUUUCUUCUCUGUAUGCGCUUCACAGUGUGUAAGACUGUAUCAGCCUUACAAGAAGGUAUCAUCUGAUACAGAUCCUUUUGUCAUCCCCAAUAUUCCCAGCGAGAUCAAGUUGACAAGAAAGCAACUGCCAGACUUCAUAAAACAAGAAACUGGCUUGGCCGAAUUCUUUAGAAAAGUGGAAGAAGCAGAAGUUAACAGCUAUGGGGUUCUUUUCAACAGCUUCUACGAGCUCGAACCCGCUUAUGCUGAUCAUUUCAGGAAAGUUUGGGGAGCAAAGGCAUGGCAUAUCGGCCCCAUUUUGCUAUGCAACAAUAACUUUGAAGAUAAGUCAAACAGAGGAAAAGAAGCCUCCAUAGAUGAGAAUGAGUGUUUGAAGUGGCUCGAUUCAAAGAAACCCAACUCGGUUGUUUAUAUAUGCUUUGGAACUGUUUCAAAUUUUCCUGAUUCACAACUCCUUGAGAUUGCAAUGGCUCUGGAAGAUUCCGGACAGCAAUUCAUUUGGGCAGUGAGGAAAAACAAGAAUAAUCAGCAGGAGAAUGUAGUAUGGUUGCCUGAAGGAUUUGAGGAAAGAAUGGAAGGCAAGGGACUAAUCAUACGAGGGUGGGCACCUCAAUUAUCUAUUCUCGAGCAUGAAGCAGUGGGAGGAUUUGUGACUCACUGUGGAUGGAACUCUACACUUGAAGCAAUUUGUGCAGGAGUUCCAAUGGUAACGUGGCCGGUAUUUGCAGAUCAGUUUUAUAAUGAAAAGUUGGUGACACAGGUUCUAAGAAUUGGAGUUGCCGUGGGCGCACAAAAGUGGGCAAUAGGUGUAGGUGAUAGUGUGAAGAAAGAAGCCAUAAAGAAGGCAGUGACAUAUCUUAUGGCCAGUGAAGAAGCAGAGGAAAUGAGAUGCAGAGCAAAGAAACUUGGAGAAAUGGGAAGGAAAGCUGUUGAAGAAGGUGGAUCUUCUCAUUCUGAUUUUAAUGCCUUGAUUGAAGAAUUGAGGAGCAAGGGGAUGUAGAAUGUUAUUAAAACUCAUAAUAGGCUUUGUUUUAAGUGCUUUUCACAGUCCUGAAUAAGGUUUUUUUUUUUUUUCUGCCAUAAAAUUCUUGGAAAGCAAUUCCUACUAAGAUGACUUCCUCAAAAUCCCUAGUGUAAUUAGAAGUAGGGGAUUUAAUUAUGCUGAAAUGUUUUGCACAUUCUGCUGGAUACAAG